AUGCUUCUGGAGGACCAACGAUUCAUCCACGAGGACUUGGAGCGGUUAGAGCAGGGGGUCGCUGACAGAGUCAUUGACGAACCACGAAAUAUACGAGAAAGAUUAGCACGGGAUCACCAAAUCGCCGGGUUCCUCGACCGGAUUGAAGAACAGUCAAAAAGACUAGUGGACAUCUACAAGGAUGCGGAAGGCAUUCGUGCCCAAGAAAUCCAAUCAAUCGCCACCGGUGACGCAUUUGAAGAAUUCUACAAGCGACUCGAUGAAAUCAAGGACUUCCACAAGCGAUACCCUAAUGAGCCUGUAGAGAACUUGGAGCGCGCAUACAAACGAAAAUACCCCGUAGAGGGCGAACAUUUCGUAUUGGAAACGGAGUCUAUGUUCACGGGAGAAGAAGCUUAUGGACAAUUCUUUGACUUGACGCAACUCCAUGAGGAGUACCUCAACAUUCCGGGUGUUAAGCGGCUUACUUAUAUUCAGUAUAUUGACCAGUUUGAUGUUUUCACGCCGCCUCAACUUACUCUUAAGCGCACGUCGAAGUUGUCGGACAAGUAUUUUAAAUACGUUGGGGAGCUGGCGAGCUACCUAGAAGGGUUUAUGAAACGUGUGCGUCCUCUGGAGAACCUUGACAAACUUUUCGCAUCUUUCGACGAGGAAUUCAAUAAACAAUGGGCAUCAAACGAGGUCCCGGGAUGGGGUACUGAGGUGGCGAAUGGGGCUGAUGGCCCGAAGACACAAGGCACGGGAGAAGGAAUCUGGUGUUCAGACUGCGAAAAGGAAUUCAAGAAUGAGAAUGUCUACAAGAAUCAUCUCACGGGUAAAAAACACAUCAAAGCUGCAGAAGCGAAGAAAGCCAAUGGUGCAUCCGCGGCACCUGAACAGAAUCAAGGCAGUGCUAUCAGAGAUCCAUCUUUAAAAUCUCUCAAAGAAAAGGCAGUCGCAGAACGCGAACAUCGAAUCCGAUCGUUGGCCAAAGCGCUAGACUCAGAACGACAAGCAACUCGUGUCAACGUAGAGAGAAAGCAGGGCAUGACAGAGCGCGAACGACAAAUGGAAAUUGAAGCUCUAAUGGCAGAUGUUGAAACUCCAUUCGGAGGGCCAGGUCGUGAGGAAGAAUCAGACGGGGAAGGAGAUGAACGAAUUUACAACCCACUCAAGCUGCCUUUGGCAUGGGAUGGAAAGCCCAUUCCGUACUGGCUCUACAAACUGCAUGGUCUUGGUGUAGAGUACCCAUGUGAAGUUUGCGGUAACUUCGUUUACAUGGGCCGACGUGCUUUUGACAAGCACUUUUCAGAGGCACGACACAUCUACGGCCUAAAGUGCCUGGGAAUAACACAGCAAACCAACCUUUUCCGUGAAAUUGUCAAGAUUGAAGAUGCCAUCAGACUAUGGGAGAAGCUGGAACAAGACCGAAAAGUUGACAAAGACUCCCGAGACAAUGUUGUACAGAUGGAGGAUGCCGAAGGAAACGUAAUGCCGGAAAGGAUCUACCACGAGUACGUCCCCAAACAUGUUUCCCUUUACUUCCUUCAAAUACUAACGUUUGUGCAGUCUUCAAAAGCAGGGCAUCUUGUAAUUCGGCAGGCUUGCUUGUCAGCAUUACUAGGACAAUUGCGGUGUUCAGGCGCUAGAUUCAGUGUAUAUCAUAUAGGCCCCGGUGGUUCUGGUGGGUAG
Messenger RNA from Talaromyces proteolyticus, 1671 nucleotides. Its product is annotated as putative splicing factor 3a subunit 3. Gene Ontology annotation, molecular function: RNA binding; zinc ion binding. Lineage: Eukaryota; Fungi; Ascomycota; Eurotiomycetes; Eurotiales; Trichocomaceae. The transcript is spliced from 2 exons. The record is from RefSeq and is a predicted model, not a curated record. The coding region runs from base 1 to 1671 and encodes 556 amino acids. Gene Ontology annotation, cellular component: spliceosomal complex; nucleus. Gene Ontology annotation, biological process: mRNA splicing, via spliceosome.